AUGACUGUGUACGGGAAUGUGGGGAAAAAGAUUGCUUCUUUGCAAAAAAGAUUGGAGUGGUUGGAGUUGCAAGCUACUUCACCAGAUGUUAUCAGAGAUCUUAGAGAAACUAGAGUGGAGCUGAAUUGCUGGCUUGAUAAAGAAGCUGCCAUGUGGAAACAAAGGGCAAGGUUGAAUUGGUUCCAGGAAGGAGACAGAAACACCCGUUUCUUCCAUGCUAGGGCUUCGACCAGGUUUCAAAAGAAUUUAAUUGAGGGGAUUUUUUAUGCAAAUGAAGUGCGGCAGGUUGAUCAAGAGGAGAUUGAGAAGGUUUUCAUUAAGUAUUAUUUGGACCUGUUUACAUCUUCUGAACCCUCAGAGUUUGCCGAAAUUGUGGAGGCCGUGCAACCAAAGAUGACCCAAUCCAUGAAUGCUAUGCUAAGAAGGGAAUUCCAAGCAAGUGAAGUGCACAAACCUCUGAAACAGAUGUAUCCUUUAAAAGCUCCUAGCCCUGAUGUGGCUUUUGAGACGAUGCAUCAUAUAAAUUUGAAGAAAACAGGGACUACAGGUGAGAUGGCUCUCAAGCUUGAUAUGAGCAAGGCUUACGACAGGGUGGAGUGGGCAUGCUUAGACAAAAUUAUGGAGAAAUUGGGGUUUCACUCAAGAUGGAGAAGAUUAAUGAUGCAAUGCAUUUCUUCAAUCACUUAUGCUGUCCGUAUUAAUGGUAAACCUAGCGGUCACAUCAUCCCCACUAGAGGGCUUCGUCAAGGUGACCCGCUAUCUCCUUACUUAUUUCUGCUAUGUGCUGAAGGUCUUUCUGCACUAAUCAAAAAAGCCACAGCUGAUGCCACUAUUGAGGAGUGUGACGUCAUACAAAGGAUAUUGAGCACGUAUGAGGAAGCAUCUGGCCAACAGCUGAACCGAUCCAAAACUUCUCUGUUUUUUAGCCCUAACACAGCUAAGGAGAUCCAGGAUGAGAUAAGAAUUCAGUUUGGUGCUCAAGUGAUCCGUCAACAUGAGAAGUACUUGGGUCUUCCAUCUUUGGUGGGAAGGAAUAAGAAGAAUAUUUUCAAGGAAGUGAAAGCAAAAUUGGCUAAGAAAUUGGCCGGUUGGAAGGAAAAAUUGUUGUCUAAAGCCGGUAAAGAAGUCCUGAUUAAAGCUGUAGCCCAAGCUAUUCCAACGUACACUAUGAGUUGCUUUAAAAUUCUUGACUCUCUUUGUGAUGAGAUGACAAGCCUGAUCAGGAAUUUCUGGUGGGGGCAGUGCAAGAAGGAACGGAAAAUGGCAUGGAUUAGUUGGGAGAAACUUUGUGCUCCUAAGGCCUGUGGAGGUAUGGGUUUCAAGCAAUUAAAACAAUUUAAUCUGGCUAUGCUAGCAAAACAAGGUUGGAGGCUCCAGACCGAGACUGAUUCUCUAGUGUAUAGAGUUUUUAAGUCCAAAUAUUUUCCUAAUUGUGAGUUUGUUGAUGCUAGUCUAGGUAGAAAUCCUUCCUUUGCAUGGAGGAGUAUAAUGGCUGCCCAAGAUAUACUUCAAAAAGGCAAACGGUGGCAAGUUGGUAAUGGUCAUAGCAUAAUGAUUUGGAAGGAUAAAUGGUUGCCCUCUCCCUCUACUUAUGAAGUUGUCUCCCCGGUAAACUACAUACCCGAGGAUUCUAGAGUUGCAGAAUUGAUUGAUGAAGAGAAGGGUGCUUGGAAAACAGAUUUGGUGAGUAACAUUUUCUUUCCUCAUGAAGCGGAUUUGAUCUGUGGUAUUGCUUUGUGUGCCAAUCUACAAGAAGAUAAGCAGGUGUGGGUGCUGACAAACAAUGGUCCUUUUAGCAUCCGUAGUGCUUAUAAACUUGCUAUGGAGAUGAGAUCAGAUGCACAGGUGGAAUCCGGGUCUGAUGGAAGUCAUUUGAGGAGGUUCUGGCGGUCUAUUUGGAGCUGCAAUAUCCCACACAAGAUCUGUCAUUUUGCGUGGAGAGCCUGCAAAGAUGUGUUGCCCAUCAAAGAGAACCUAGUCAAACGGAAAGUACUCUCGGACAGCUGUUGUGAUGAGUGUAAAUUGGCUGAAGAAACAUCAGGCCACCUCUUUUGGAGUUGUCAAAGAGCCCGUGAAAUUUGGUGUUUGUCUGCUCUGUUUCAAGAAUCUCGGAUCUAG
This is a messenger RNA of Quercus robur (English oak), 2118 nucleotides long. RefSeq lists its product as uncharacterized. The transcript is spliced from 3 exons. The record is from RefSeq and is a predicted model, not a curated record. The coding region runs from base 1 to 2118 and encodes 705 amino acids. Lineage: Eukaryota; Viridiplantae; Streptophyta; Magnoliopsida; Fagales; Fagaceae.